AUGCGCAUGAACAAAAUACAGAACCCUUUCCUAGAAUCGGAGUCUUGCUUUUACUCGGUGCAGGUAUGUAUGUUCGGAAAAUAUGAAGCCCCUAAAUUAGACGUGUUGUAUCACGACCAUCCGCAGGGAAUGUUUGGCCGUCUCAAGAACCUCUUUACUUCCCCAGUCAUCGACCCCUCCACGUUUCGCGCGGCGAUGUCCACCUCAACAACGCAACCUGAAACUGCGACAUUUGCGGCUGGAUGCUUCUGGGGCGUUGAGCACAUAUUCUUGAAGCAUUAUCCACCUUCAGAGAACAAGGGGAUCUUGUCAACCCAGGUCGGCUACACAGGAGGGAACCCCUUGGUCACCAACCCAACCUACAAACUCGUCUGUGGAGGAGCUACAGACCACGCUGAGGCUCUCAAAAUUGAGUUUGAUCCCUCCAAGGUAUCGUAUGACGAGCUCGUUGAGUUCUUUUACAGAACACACGAUCCGACAACCCUCAACCGCCAAGGGGCUGAUACUGGGACGCAAUAUCGUUCUGCAAUCUUCACGCAUUCGGAAGAGCAAGAGGCUAUCGCGAAGCGUGUCACUGAGGAAGUGCAAGCUAAACACUUCACGCCGAAGGGUAAGAAGAUUGCGACCGAAAUUGUUCAGGCAGGACCGUGGUGGGACGCCGAAGAAUACCAUCAGCUGUACUUGUUCAAGAACCCAAGCGGAUACCAAUGCCCCACCCAUCGUUUGCAUUGGUGA
Molecule: messenger RNA, 735 nt
Organism: Cyclocybe aegerita
Lineage: Eukaryota; Fungi; Basidiomycota; Agaricomycetes; Agaricales; Hemipholiotaceae
Source: the annotation of a GenBank genome assembly